This is a messenger RNA of Stylophora pistillata, 2558 nucleotides long. RefSeq names its product DNA polymerase iota. Gene Ontology annotation, molecular function: damaged DNA binding; DNA-directed DNA polymerase activity. The record is from RefSeq and is a predicted model, not a curated record. Gene Ontology annotation, biological process: translesion synthesis. NCBI's taxonomy places the organism in Eukaryota, Metazoa, Cnidaria, Anthozoa, Scleractinia, Pocilloporidae.
GGGAAGGUCAAAGUCAGCCGUUGAUAAUUUUGUAGUAGUUUGUUGUGGUGUAUACGCCUAUAUGGUGAUGGAUUAUAAUGCAAUCAGGGAGGAUUUUCGGUCAUCUUAUGACUAUUCGUACGAAGGUGUACCUACUGACGAAGAAGAAGGUGAUGAAGACUUCUCUUCCCCACCCCAUGUCAAUAGUUGUAGCAGACAGUCUGUGAUUUUCCCUGCGAAAAGACGCCGUAUGGACGACUCCAGCUAUACGCAAACUCAUCCAAAUGGGCAGUCUUCCACACAGAAACAUUCCACGCAGUUGGAGUCUUGUUUGGGUCACAGUAGAACCAUUGUUCAUGUUGAUAUCGAUUGUUUUUAUGCACAAGUCGAGAUGAUCCAGAGACCUGAACUAAGAGACGUUCCCCUCGGGAUUCAGCAGAAACAUAUCGUGGUCACUUGCAAUUAUAUCGCGAGGGAAAGAGGGGUGAAGAAACUUGUUUACGUAAGCGAUGCCAAAAAGACAUGUCCUGAUCUUGUUUUAGUUAAAGGGGAAGAUUUGACUGUUUACAGAGAGUUUUCUGGCCGGGUGCACUCUUUGCUAACAGAGAGAUUCACACCUCUGGUAGAAAGGUUAGGAAUGGAUGAGAACUUUUUGGAUGUGACUGAACUUGUGAAAGCACGGCUGCUGGCCAUGGACCCCAGCUGGAGGGAGUAUGUUGGGGGUUUGUACACAAGCAGUGUUGAAAAAUGCAAAGACAAGGACAUUAAUGCAUGUCCUUGUGGUUGCCAUGAGAGACUAGGAAUUGGAUCAUUGAUUGCAGCAGAAAUCAGACAAGCAAUUCUGCAAGACAUUGGUCUGACAUGUUGUGCUGGAAUUGCUCACAACAAACUUCUUGCUAAACUUGUGGGUGCGUGGAAAAAACCCAAUAAACAGACGACAUUACUUCCAGAAGAUGCAGAGAGCUUGUUGUCAGGACUUAAAGCAAGAGAUAUCCCAGGUAUUGGACACAGCACAGCCAAAAAGCUUCAAACAAUUAACAUUUCAUCCGUUAAUGACUUACUUUCUUGUCCCAUCCAUGUAUUAGAAAAGGAAUUUGGCCAUUCUCUGGCAGAUCUGAUGAUCAAACUCUGCCAUGGGAUUGAUGACAGUAAAGUUACUCCCUCUGGAGAGUUUAAGACAAUAACUGCCGAGGACUCUUUUAAAGGUUGUUCAACACAUGAGGAUGCAACAAAGCGGCUCAGGGGUCUUGUCAGAGGGAUACUUCCAAGAAUUUCUUCUGGUACUGCGUUACCUCAGACUGCGAGAGUUUCUGUUCGAAGAAGAGGGGAAAAGUCAUACAGAAGGGAGAGUCGUCAAUGUCCAUUGCCACAAGAAAUCUGUUUUGCUGACAAGGAAAAAGCAGGAGAUCUUCUCUGGAAACUUUGUGUCUCAUUGUUUAAGAAAGUUGUGGAUGUCAAUAAACCAUUUCACUUGAAUCUUCUGGGAAUUUCAUUAACAAACUUUGAGAAGCCAUCUAGCAGUCAAGCCAAAGACAUCUCAAACUUUUUCCAUAAGUCUUGUGGCAAACAUGCAAAUUUUACACCCUGUAGGAGUUCGGAAUCAAAAGGGGGUUAUCUCUCUGAAGAGGAAGACUGGGCAGCUUUGGCCAAGAGCUGUGAAGAUGAAUCAUCUGAUCAAAGAACAAGUUACAUUGGCACAACCAACACUAAGGACAACAAACCACUAGGGAGUUCCAAGUUAACCAUACAGCAAACACAACCUGAGAGAACAAGCAUUGAUGAGGCUACCAGGGAUGAGGGUCAACCAGCUAUCAUUUGCCCUAGCGGCAUAGACCCUGCAGUUUUUGUCGAGUUACCUCUUGAGCUGCAGAGGGAGUUGCAGGAGCAAUGGCCAAAGCCAGCCCAGGAAACAGUGAAUACCAAGAGAGUUACUCUAAAGGAGAAAAGACAUGCUGGAAUUCAGAGAUACUUUGCUAGAGGAGGUGUGAAAAAAGAUUCUAGAACACCUGAAUAAAAGAGGCAUUCCAACAAGACAGAACUCAAGCUCAGUUUACUCAAACUGUCCACUAACUCCCAUAAAAUGCAAUUUCUCUUGCAUUUGACCCCAUAUUUUCUGUCAUUUCAUAGCAGCUUACUCAAACUCCCCAUUAACUCGAACAGCUAAUCUUCCUUUGUCUUGGCAGUAAUUUUCCAUGAUAACUUGAACUUUGAAAAUAAAAAUUGUGAUCACUAAACCUCAAAGUGUCAGAACAUAACUAAUUCACCAAUCUUGGAAUUCAACAGCAAUCACAGGAAUCCCCAUUAAAUAGAGCUUGCUUUUUUCAGGGAGGAAGUGUGAGUUAGCUGGUUUCUACUGUUUCUUGUUUCUGAAGAAAUGCAUUUUACCAAAACCAAUAGAAUUAUCCUUUGAGGUCAAUUAUCCAUCAUGCAUUUACCGGUAAACAAACUCAUUUUUACAAGAAAGCUGUUUGCUAGACAAGUCAAGAGCACCAUGUGACAUUGACAUGAUAAAUGCAAUAACCGCUGUAGAAAUUGCAUUCAAAGUAUGCCCCUUGUCUGCGAAGUGUUUCUUCUGCAGA